UGAACUGAGGAUCAACACUUUGCUCUCUGAGAUUGUUGGUCAGUUCAGAGACAAAGCUCAGCAGGAAGCCAGAAGCAGCAGCUCAGAGCUACAAGAGUCCAAACCAGGAUAAGUUCUCUGUGACGUCUGCACUGGAACCAAACAGAAGGCCCUGAAGUCCUGGAAAGCUGUGGCUCAGCUGGAGGAGACUGUCAGUGAAGAGAUGAAGGAGUUGGUUCAAACUGCACUGAAGAGAGUCCAGCAGUAUGCUGUGGAUGUAACUCUUGAUCCUGAUACAGCACAUCCUAAUCUCAUCCUGUCUAAAGGUGGGAGACAAGUUUAUCAUGGUGAUGUGAGGAAGAAUCUACCAGACAACCCAGAGAGAUUCUCUUCUUGUGUUUGCGUUUUAGGAAAGCAGAGUUUCUCUUCAGGCAGAUUUUACUUCGAGGUUCAGGUUAAAGGAAAGACUCGUUGGGAUUUAGGAGUGGCCAUCAACAGGAAGGGAGAAAUCACAGUGAGUCCUGAGGAGGGUUUUUGGACUAUAUGGUUGAGAAAUGGAAAUGAAUAUGAAGUCCUUGAUGACCCUUCAGUCCGUCUCUCUCUGAAGUGUCGUCCUGAGAAGGUGGGGGUGUUUGUGGAUUAUGAGGAGGGUCUGGUCUCCUUUUAUGACGUGGACUCUGCAGCUCUGAUCUACUCCUUUACAGACUGCUCCUUCACUGAGAAACUCUUCCCAGUCUUGGGUCCUUGUCUGAAUGAAGGAGGUAAAAACUCUGCACCUCUGAUCAUCUCUCCCGUCAGUGUGAAAUAAUCAGACUUCAUGUAUUAAUUCUCAUCCGAGUACAAACCAUCCCAUUUACUGACAACACGGUAUAUUUGACAUCUUUGACAGAAUCAGAUCAUCGUGU
Messenger RNA from Labrus mixtus (cuckoo wrasse), 884 nucleotides. RefSeq names its product zinc-binding protein A33-like. Bases 203 to 787 code for a protein of 194 amino acids. The transcript has a single exon. The record is from RefSeq and is a predicted model, not a curated record. NCBI's taxonomy places the organism in Eukaryota, Metazoa, Chordata, Actinopteri, Labriformes, Labridae. Gene Ontology annotation, molecular function: protein binding.